AUGCUCACACCCACAAAAACCGGCCUCUCGACGCUCGCGCUGGCCGCGAGCUGCGGCGUGCGCUGCCUAGAGGUCCGCACUAGCUGCGGCGUUCGUUCGUCGCGCGCGAGGCGGCGCGUGUCGGCGCGCCGCGCCGGCGGCGACGGCGCGUGGGCGACGGUGCUCGACCUCGACGUGCCCGGUGCCGGCCGCAUCGUGGGCGUCGCGAUGCCGCAAGGCGUCGGCGUCGAGCGCGCGCGCGCGCCGCCAGCCGGGUCGCCGGUCCUCGCCGAGCUGGCGCCGGCCGAAGUCGCGUUUCCCCUCGACAACGCCUUCUCGGAACCUGCCGCGCGCGACUUCUGGGGCGGGCGCCUCGCGCUACGGCGCGCGGCCGCGGCGGCCGGCGUCGCCGCCGGCCCGGAGCCCUUGCUUCGAUUAGCGACCGGCGCGCCGCGCGCGCCCCCCGGCGCGGUCGCGUCCGUCUCGCACAAGCGGCCGCUUGCCGUAGCGCUCGCGCGCGCGGCCGAGGCCGCGCCGCGCGCGGGCGGCGUCGGCGUCGACGUCGAGCGCGCGCGCGAGCCGCGCGCCGGCGCCGCGCGCCUCGCGCGCCGCGUCGUUCGCGCCGACGAGCGCCGCGCCUACGCCUCGCUGCGCGGCGUCGUCGACGUGCGCGUCCGCGCGGCGCUCUUCUUCUCGCUCAAGGAGGCAGUCUACAAGGCCGUCGCCGGCGACGCGGCCGCGGGCCUCGCGCUACGCCACAUCCGCCUCGGCCCGUUCGUCGACGACGCUUGCGGCGUUCGCGUCGACAACGGCGUGCUGCCCGCCGGCGCCGCUGUCGACGCCAGGUGGCGCGUCGCGCGGAUUCCCGCCGGCGACGACCGCGUUUACUUCCUCUCGACCGCGACGUACCGUCGGGCGCCCGGGGCCUGA
Messenger RNA from Pelagomonas calceolata, 909 nucleotides. The record is from the annotation of a GenBank genome assembly. NCBI's taxonomy places the organism in Eukaryota, Pelagophyceae, Pelagomonadales, Pelagomonadaceae.